This is a messenger RNA of Tupaia belangeri chinensis (Chinese tree shrew), 1351 nucleotides long. It is a transcript of the gene SLC5A7, whose product is annotated as solute carrier family 5 member 7. The record is from RefSeq and is a predicted model, not a curated record. The annotation marks the transcript as partial. Gene Ontology annotation, cellular component: synapse; plasma membrane; axon. Gene Ontology annotation, molecular function: choline:sodium symporter activity. Gene Ontology annotation, biological process: choline transport; synaptic transmission, cholinergic; acetylcholine biosynthetic process. The transcript is spliced from 3 exons. NCBI's taxonomy places the organism in Eukaryota, Metazoa, Chordata, Mammalia, Scandentia, Tupaiidae.
AUACUGGGUGGAAUCCCAUGGCAAGCGUACUUCCAGAGGGUCCUGUCUUCAUCCUCAGCCACCUACGCCCAAGUGUUGUCCUUCCUGGCAGCGUUUGGGUGCCUGGUCAUGGCUCUCCCGGCCAUCCUCAUCGGGGCCAUUGGAGCAUCAACAGACUGGAACCAGACUGCAUACGGGCCGCUAGACCCCAAGAGCAAUGAGGAGGCGGACAUGAUCCUGCCCAUCGUCCUGCAGUACCUCUGCCCUGUGUACAUUUCUUUCUUUGGUCUCGGCGCGGUCUCUGCCGCCGUCAUGUCCUCGGCAGAUUCUUCCAUCUUGUCAGCAAGCUCCAUGUUUGCUAGGAACAUCUACCAGCUCUCCUUCAGACAAAAUGCAUCAGACAAAGAGAUUGUCUGGGUCAUGCGGAUCACAGUGUUUGUGUUUGGAGCAUCUGCUACGGCCAUGGCCUUGCUCACGAAGACCGUGUACGGGCUCUGGUACCUCAGUUCCGACCUUGUCUACAUCAUCAUCUUCCCACAGCUGCUCUGUGUGCUCUUCGUCAAGGGAACCAACACGUAUGGGGCUGUGGCAGGUUAUGUGUCUGGCCUUUUUCUGAGAAUAACUCGAGGGGAGCCAUACUUGUACCUGCAGCCCUUGAUCUUCUACCCUGGCUACUAUGCUGAUAAGAAUGGUAUAUAUAAUCAGAGAUUCCCAUUUAAAACACUGGCCAUGGCCACUUCCUUCCUAACCAACAUCUGUGUCUCUUAUCUGGCUAAAUACCUAUUUGAGAGUGGGACUUUGCCACCAAAAUUAGAUGUAUUUGAUGCUGUUGUUGCAAGGCACAGUGAAGAAAACAUGGAUAAAACAAUUCUGGUCAAAAAUGAAAAUAUUAAAUUAGAUGAACUUGCACCUGUGAAGCCUCGGCAGAGCAUAACUCUCAGCUCAACUUUCACCAAUAAAGAGGCCUUCCUGGACAUCGAUUCCAGUCCAGAAGGGUCUGGGACUGAAGAUAAUUUACAAUGACCCCAUCUAAACAAAAUACUGCUUUCUUAUACAGCACUAUGAUAGGGUAGUCCUGGAAAGAUGGUUUGCAGCAUAUAAGAAUAUAUUAAAAUAUAAACAAUAUUCAGGAGAACAAAAAUCCAUAUAAAGUGCAAUUGCACAGAUACAAGCCAAGCUAGAAAGAAGCGCUUACGAAAGCAGCAACUUUCUUUCUCAUUACAGUGCUUUUGAUUUUGAUACUAGAUAGGUUUGUUGGGUAUACAAAAAUGAAUAAAGCCCCACUCAAAGAACAGAAGGCCAAAGGGAAUAUUUAUCUUUAUUAGAAAAAGAAAAAAAGAGAGAAAGAAGACGAAAGAAAGCAAGAAAAAAA